ACGGAAUGCAAAAUUUACAGACAAGUGCAAGAGCGACGUUGACAGGCGUUGACAGCGACGAGCCCGGCUAUUCGGCUAUAAGGUAUGUAUGUGAGGAUUAAGAGAAAUUCGUCUGUAAAACCUCACGGGAAGGAUCAUCAAAACAAAGCCGAGGGUCCUAGGAGUCGCGGACGCGGUGAAGUUGACGUGUCCACAUCUUCUAUGAUGGUCCGAGGAGAGUGUUGCUGCUGCACUCCAUUGAGUGGAAUGACACAGGUAUUGCCGGCCUGGAUUUGUCACAAAUUUCCCUGGUGUCACUAUCAUGAUGUCCACUGCGUCCUCGACUAUGGUGCUAACAAUACACUAUGUUUAGAGUUCCAUAACCCACCGUCUGUGUUUACAGUAGUCACCAAAUACCUUCUUCAUGCACGAACGAGGACUCAGUGCGAGCAUACUUCCCUCCGAGUUCCCUUCAAGGUGUUUCAUCGAAUAGGCUAUCCCGGUCAUUAUCCUCUUAAAUCCCCCGAUUCGAACAAGAAUACAUCCCAUCUCUUCAGACCCUUUCGAACCCUUCUAACCCCCGAUCGAAUUUGUAUUAAUCAUGCAUGCCCACCAGUCCCGCAAGACGCUACCCUUAUGCUACCUACAUGCACGCAGGCUGUCCACCUACGUAAAGUGGGUGAAAGACGCAACGUAGCCCCUCAUGUUGCAUCUUCAGACACGUACAAAGGCGCUUGUUUGGGACUGAGAGCAUACAAUUGAGGAAGGGUCUGUAUCAUGAUAUCGUGAACCUGACAGUCUCGAAAGCGUAAGGUGAAGAAGCCCUUGCGUUCUACGGGAGAAUCUCCCGGUCCAAAGAAACCUAACAAAGUCAGUCAAUGAUCUCUCAUACACUUCACCACGGAUCAAAACUACUCAUCAGACCAUCA
Messenger RNA from Suillus fuscotomentosus, 908 nucleotides. RefSeq lists its product as uncharacterized. The record is from RefSeq and is a predicted model, not a curated record. Lineage: Eukaryota; Fungi; Basidiomycota; Agaricomycetes; Boletales; Suillaceae. The transcript has 2 exons. The coding region runs from base 85 to 741 and encodes 218 amino acids.